UUUGAUUGACGUUGAUGUGACCUUUUUUGAAAACUUUAAAUCUGAACUAAAAGGCAGGAGAAAAUCUUCAAAAUGAAUAUCCCGGGCUCACCAACAGUUGUGUGGGCUCUCUAAGAUCCUAAGAGCUAUCUCACCGAGGCUUUGCAAAUCUGGUAGAAAAUGGAUUGGAUCGGAAGUAGUGAUUGCUGGACAUAACUAUUAUUAUCAAUGUAAUGUAAUGCCCAAUAGAAGGUGUCAUGUAGGCGCUGCCCUAUAUUUGAAUACGUAAAAUGCCAAACAAAAUCAAGAACACUCUAAGAAUUUCAGUCAGCAAUAAUUAAUAUAUCAAUAUCUAUAAAAUACUCAAUUAAAUUGAUAUUUUACCUGUUGACAUCAGGGUUUUUUGUCCAGGGGAACGGCUGGCUUACAGCACAAUCGGCUGCGAAACAGCUUCAAGGCAAAUAGAAACAAAGCUGGAGGAGUGUGAAUGGUGGUUUUUCGCAAUGCCUUAAUGCAGAGAUUGAACAAACCUCUUCAGGACAUGAAUUAGUGCACGUGGUCCGAUGGUAUACAAAAAAGAAAUUACCGCUGGAGGUUAAAAUCCCAUUAGAAAACGGACGGGGUAGCACCCAAACCAAAACAACUGAGCGUUAGGUACAAAAUAAAAGGGUACCACUCCAUAAUCUGGUGUUUGGGGCGUAAUAUCCUAGAAUCUGGAAGUAAAACAAACGACCCACACCAUAACCUCAACAGGAAAUUAAAUGACGCAGAACACCUAACCUUUCAAAAGAAGGUUAAAUGAGUGGCCUUGAAGAAGCAAUAUUUAUGGAAGGAGGAGAUGCAGAGCAGGCUGUAGAGGAUGCAAUGGACGCCCCACAGUGGAAAUAUAUGCUGAUUUAUUACGAAUACGAAAUAGCGGCUUGUAAAAAUACCUAUAACAACAAAGGAAUGAAAACGCUAUUAGAUUACCCUGAUAAUUUCAAGUUUGACGCUAUAGUAGUGGACAUGACUCUUUCGAGCUGCAUACUACCUCUUAUAAAGAGAUUCAAAUAUCCACCGACAGUUGGCUUGACAGCAUUCUUGUUUCCGCAUUACCUUGCGUUAGACUUUGGAAAUACUAUUGAACCUGCCUACAUUCCCACAUUUGGUAUGGGGUUUGGCGAGGACAUGAGCUUUUUUGAGCGGUUGCAGAACUACUUCUAUUUGAACAUGGAUUUACUAAUUAAGAAAUAUUACGUAAGGAGGACGAUACAAGCUUUGGCCAAUGAAAGGUUUGGUGAGAGUGUGGGCAAUUUGGAUGAUAUACGAAGACACAUCUCCAUGUUACUGAUAAAUGUAGAUAUGGCAUUCCAUUAUCCCCAGCAGCUGGCGCCCAACAUCAUACCUGUUGGUGGAUUACAUGUGCAUAGAGCUGGUGAGCUACCAAAGGACCUAAAAGAAAUAAUGGACGCUGGAAAGAAAGGAGUGAUUUUGUUCUCUUUAGGAACAAACGUCAAAUCUUCCCAUCUGAAGCUAGAAAUAAAAACAGCAUUGCUUAAAGCGUUGGGUAGAUUGGAUCAGACUGUCGUUUGGAAAUUCGAAAGCAACCUAACAGGUGUUCCAGAAAAUGUCUUAAUAAGGCAGUGGUUACCACAAACUGAAAUACUAGCUCACCCUAACACAAAGCUGUUCAUAAGUCAUGGUGGUGGAUUAAGCACAAUAGAAUCUGCGUACUACGGUGUUCCAGUGCUGGGCAUUCCCUUUUUCGGUGACCAGUUCUCAAAUCUGGCAAUGAUGGAGAAUAAGGGACUGGCCAGGAUGAUCCGUUAUAAAUCACUCACUGCUGAUUUAGUGUUCAAAAAUAUAAGAGAAAUGCUGGAUAACCCUAUGAUACUGCGAUGCAGCAUAAAACAGCUGCAGCGCUGGACCACUGUCUGUUACCCGACAAAUAGCAAGUAUAGCUGCAGUUCUCGAUCCAGCUUAUCCACAUUUCACUUGACAAAUAAUGAAUUGGAUGACCCUUCGUUGAGACUGCAUGCAGCUGUUCACAGGUCAAGAUGUUUUUAACUCUUAUUACUGCAUCUUGUCUGACGUAAUGUUAUCUGUAUUUUCCGCUCAUAAUGGUAAUUACAUUUAAUAGCAAAACGUAUUUCUGUUUUUGUAUUUUAUUAUGGAAAUGCAGUCCAGAUUUUAUGUAUAAUUAAUACGAGGGGCACUAGAAGAGCAGUCUACCUAGCCAUGUAAAAAAAAACAAUUGAAACGCACAAGCAUAAUAUGUCAAAAUAGCUGCAUGUGCUUUAGCCUUACUUGCAAAAUUUGAGUUAACUUUGAUAAACAUUUUCCAAUUUUUAAAGUGAAUUGUGAGGAAAAAUGAGUAACUUAAAAUUAGUGUCGCAAAAGAGGACCCUCAGUCGAAAACAAUUUACUCUUGAGAGGAUGGUUGCCGUUUAGGAACAUUUUCCACAAAACAGUUUCCAUAAAGGCGUGAGACUAUAGAACACGAUCCCACUAGUGGAAGACCCAAAACAGGAUAAGAUUCCUUGAUGUUCUGAAAAUAACAGAAGCAUUUAGCAAUAAUGUAAAUGGCUCAAUAGUAGCCGUUGAAACUCAGUAAAAUUUCUGCGACUAUAUAUUGACGCAGACCUAUUUUUUGAGGACCAUUGUCUGCGUCUAGUCUCAAAAUUAAACUCUCAAACAUAUGCAACAAUCCGAAAUUCAAAAACAGGUCUUUCGGAAAGUCAGUCCUCCUUAUGACGUGGACUUGGAUCCGUCUAACUCUUGCCUCUUUAUAUUACUAAAGAAAGAUCUUCGGAGAUUUUUGACUCAGAUGAAGGUCUAAAAGCCGCCAUCAAUUACUUUUUCAAGAGUCAGAGGAAACAUUUUUCUAUAAAAGUUCACUGGAGGUGAAGUGGAGCAAGGCAUGGAUGUAGGAAGGAUUAUAUUGAAAGAAAUAAUUAUAAAAAAAUCGUACGUCUUUUCCUUCAUAUCUAGGUAGUCAUCUUUUCCAGUACCCCUCGUAGUUUUUAUUACCAGUGGGAUUGUCUUGAUUGGAAAACACCAAGUAAUGAUGAUGAAUGAAGCUUUUAUAAGGACAGAUAAUAUAUGAAUAAAAUUGCGUACAUUGCACAUUUAUUCUACUUAUAUCAGUAUGUGCAUUGUACUCGUACCAUUUGAAUUUAUAAUAUUCGAACUACUUUUCAGGUAUGCUAAGAAUAUGAAAGAAACGGGAAAAAGGAUGAGAGACCAACCUCAAACGCCUCUAGAACGAAGUCUAUUCUGGAUAGAGUA
Acanthoscelides obtectus is the source of this 3246-nucleotide messenger RNA. The record is from the annotation of a GenBank genome assembly. Lineage: Eukaryota; Metazoa; Arthropoda; Insecta; Coleoptera; Chrysomelidae.